UAUCUUCCAAAUAAAUAUCCUCACUCCCAUUUCUCUUUCUUCAUUACUCCAAUGGCGUUUUCUGCUUUCUCCCCGCUUCCAUUCCCCGUCUCUUUAGGGUUCCACCGCCCUCAAUCUCUGACCACCGCCCUUCCUCGCUUUUCCUACCCUUGUGCUUCUUUGAGCUCUUCCUCUUCCGAAUCUGGAUCCGCCAAAUCAUCACCCCCCACUGAUAAUCUUGUUUCCUCCAAUGGAACUUCCCCUCCCUUCGUUGAACCCACCAGAGCUCCCGACUCUAAUUUCUCCUACGCCUUUGCUAACCCUUCUCCUGCCGGUGGUUCUCUUCACCCCAUUCUUGGGUUUAUGCAAUCCACUGAAUCCUCAAUUGAAAGGGUUAUUUUUGACUUCCGUUUCUUGGCCCUGCUUGCAGUUGGAGGUUCACUGGCGGGUUCAUUCUUGUGCUUUCUCAAUGGCUGCGUUUAUAUUUGUGAUGCAUAUAAAGUUUACUGGUCAAGCUGUGUCAAAGGGAUUCACACCGGACAAAUGGUUCUGCGACUUGUUGAAGCUAUUGAUGUAUAUCUUGCUGGAACCGUCAUGUUAAUUUUUGGGAUGGGCCUUUAUGGAUUGUUUAUCAGUAAUGUGUCUCCUGAUGAACCUCCUCCUGUUGAUCGUGCCCUGAAAGGAUCCUCUCUGUUUGGAAUGUUUGCCUUGAAGGAAAGGCCAAAAUGGAUGAAAAUUAGCUCUCUUGAUGAGCUGAAAACAAAAGUCGGACAUGUUAUUGUUAUGAUUCUUUUAGUGAAAAUGUUCGAGAGAAGCAAGAUGGUUACAAUAGCAACUGGUCUUGAUCUACUCAGUUAUUCCGUCUGCAUUUUCCUGUCUUCUGCUUCUUUAUACAUCCUCCAUAAUCUACACAGGCCAGAAUAGGAAUACAGUAUGCCAAGGGCGGGCAUAUUAUGGCCUUCUAAAAUUCUAUGAAGGCGACGGAGGUUUGAAAUUUAUCAGAUGAAGCCUAUAUUCGUUUGGUUUAUGCUCUUAUGUACUGUUAUGUCUGUGUAGCAGAAAAUAUUGCAGUUUCCUUUAGGGAUAAUUGCCAUGUGUAUACUUGUUUAAUGCUAUUGUAUAUAUACUUUCAAUGGUAUAAAUACGAUUGCUUGUACUCAUGAUUUAAUCAUUUCAUUUGAACUCCUUGUUGACUUGAA
Molecule: messenger RNA, 1178 nt
Organism: Benincasa hispida (wax gourd)
Lineage: Eukaryota; Viridiplantae; Streptophyta; Magnoliopsida; Cucurbitales; Cucurbitaceae
Source: RefSeq, a predicted model, not a curated record